AGAAGACAACUCCACCACCCCUACCUCACUUCAACCCUUUAAUCCUCUCUCUCUCUCUCUCUCUCUCUCAGAGAAGUCUUGAAACCAUGAAGCAAAUAUCUCAAGCGGUUCUCACCAUUUUCCUACUAUUUUCUUACUCAAUAAUAGCAUCUGCUCGUCUCUUGCCACCCCAUCAAGAGCUACUGGUGAAAGCUAAUGAGAUGAUCACUCAUGAGGGUUCAUCCCUCAAGAUACAAGAUGAUGAUCUAUUUAAUAAUCUAAUGGGAUUGGAGGAGUGUGAUGAUGACAAAGAUGAAGAUUGCAUUAAGAGAAGGAUGGUUUCAGAGGCUCACUUGGAUUACAUAUACACCCAACACCAUAAGCCUAAGGAAUCACCUUAGAAAAAAAAAACAUCAAGUCCUAUGUCUUCUCUACACUUAAAUUUGUAGUUAGAGAUAUAUAUAAUAUAAGAUGUGUUUGGGUAAGAAACCAUAUGUAACUAUUAAAUUCUAUAUAUAUAUAUACAUAUAUAUAAGAUGAUAUGAUAUGAUUGUGGCAAAAGGAGUUGAUAGCGCUUUCCAAUUGUAUAAUAGAAGUGUAUUUGCUUGCUAGAUGGAGUGUCUCACAGUGAUUUUAAAUAAUAUAUGAUCUUUCAGAGUUUAUGCCUAA
Camellia sinensis is the source of this 648-nucleotide messenger RNA. NCBI's taxonomy places the organism in Eukaryota, Viridiplantae, Streptophyta, Magnoliopsida, Ericales, Theaceae. The record is from RefSeq and is a predicted model, not a curated record.